AAGACCGACCGGAAGCUGUGCAGUUACUGCUGGCAACUGCUGCGGAACUCCAGGCUGAACUAGCUAAAAGCUAACUGUGCCGCACUCUUCGCUGUGAACGAGUGGCUCCGCUGUUGAAACUACAUCGUCUGUUUAAAAGUGUCGACGUUUGCCUUGUCGACGAAGAGUCGGUCUUUCCAAGAGAUUAAUUACCUCGGACGAUUUGUCUCUCUCGCUGUGGGUGACACUGGCUCGGAGCCAGUCCUCCGUAGAUGAAGAUGUCCCUGGCCCAGCGAGUGCUCCUUUCCUGGAUCUUCGCCCUGAUCUUCCUCAUCAUGCUGGUCCUGAAGCUGGACUCCAAGAUCCAGUGGAGCUGGUUUCUCAUCUUCCUCCCCGUCUGGACCUUUGACACCAUCCUCAUCCUCAUGCUGAUAGUGAAGAUGGCGGGGCGCUGCAAGCCAGACUUUGACCCCAGGGAUGGAGAGCAGAGCCUGAAGAGGAGGCUGUGGUACCUGACGGCUCUGCUGCUGAAGCUGGCCUUCUGUCUGACACUGUGCUCCCGCCUGGAGAGGCUGGUCGACAUGUGGGUCAGUGUGGUGUGUGUCCCCCUGUGGGUGCUGCUGGGUGGGGCGCUGGUGGAGCUGGGACACAGUGUUUUCCACUACAGGAGGGACUGAAUCCGAGGGACUCUUGGUUUUGAAAUGUAAAAUAUGGGACACAAAAGCAUUUCACACUUGAGAUGCACCAAUCUGAUCCACUGGACUGGUAUCAGGGCUGAUGCUGACUUGAAUAAGAGGAUCGGGUAUCGGUCAGACACGUCCACCCCACUUAAGUUUUCUUGUGAGUGUUAUUAUAAAAUUCACUGUUUAUGCUGUCAGUUACAUUUAAGUCACAGCAGGUUGCAGACUGGGGUUUACACAGUGUGGUUUACAGGUUUUAAAAAAGGACAGAGAGCAGUAGUAUCGGAUCAGGAAGCGGGCCAGUGACUGGAAGGAAAAGUCAGACCAGUGCAUCCUUUUCUUGUGCCAUAUUAAGACCUUAUUGUGAUUCAAAAGGAAAACUUAAAGUUCAUGAAUCCACACAAUAAGGCAUUUUAAGAAUAAGUAGAGUCGUCACAUAUUUUAGGCAUUCACAUCACUGCCUUUCGGCUUAUCUUACGGCUGCAGGAACUGCUGAAAUUUUGAAUGGGUGUCGAGGGAAAUCAGCCUUUUAAUUUAUAUGUAAGCUAGAAUUACACUACAAGGUGAGACUUGGUUUAAGAAAUGGAGCUAAGCGGUCGAGGUGCAUGUUAUGUGCCAUUGUGAUCCAAAAUACAUUAUUCUCCACACUAAAUGUGAUGGAGCACACAACUGUCAAUGCAAACACAAUAAUAUGCUGAUGUAACACUGACACUAGCUGUGUGCUACUGAGCCAUAUCAUACCUGUCUGUAAAAUCACUGUUGAAACGUAUAUAUCUCUUCAAACGUUUCUUUAGAAAGCUCACAGCUUCCAUAUGUGGUGGUACACACAAUAUGUUGUCAGUAGUACACAUCCCAGGAUGUCUUUCUGCCACUGACACAGUCUGAAUGUAAAUCCUGAACUUCCUCUAACUGUAUGGAUUUGAGAUGUGUGUGCAAAAGAUGUUUUUUUUUUUUUUCCCCCGGAGACUUUACAAAUGUUACGUACUGUAAGUGAACAACGUUUAUGCUGGCUCAGCUCAUCACUGACAGACUCAACCUUCAACAGUCGAAGCUGUAUCACCCCGAUUCCAAAAACAUUUUGGAUGUCUAAACGAUAAAUAAAGGAUGUGAUCAUAGCAGAAUCCUGUUUUUCAACAUGUACUCACUUACUCUGAAUUGAGUAAUUUCCAAUUUUGUUAAACACAGAAACGCACAUUUAUAAGGAUUUUGCUACAUGGCGUCUGGAACUAUUCGUACACAAAUUGUUGGCAAACUGUUUCAUGUUUUAUUUACAUUUUGCACAGCGUCCAAACUUUUUUGGAAUCAGGGGUUUUACUCUGUCAGUCUUAAAUAUUGAUCAGCUGCAACUGCUUGCCAUCCUUUGUCUUUGCAACAAGAUGGCAGACUUUUGUCCACAUUAACAUAAAUAUGGCUGAAUUCCA
Molecule: messenger RNA, 2080 nt
Organism: Acanthopagrus latus (yellowfin seabream)
Lineage: Eukaryota; Metazoa; Chordata; Actinopteri; Spariformes; Sparidae
Gene: tmem60
Product: transmembrane protein 60
Exons: 2
Coding region: 252-656 (134 amino acids)
Source: RefSeq, a predicted model, not a curated record